Messenger RNA from Dermatophagoides pteronyssinus (European house dust mite), 623 nucleotides. RefSeq names its product DNA-directed RNA polymerases I, II, and III subunit Rpb8 (gene Polr2H). NCBI's taxonomy places the organism in Eukaryota, Metazoa, Arthropoda, Arachnida, Sarcoptiformes, Pyroglyphidae. The record is from RefSeq and is a predicted model, not a curated record. Gene Ontology annotation, cellular component: RNA polymerase II, core complex; RNA polymerase I complex; RNA polymerase III complex. Gene Ontology annotation, biological process: DNA-templated transcription.
GAAAAUAAAAAACUUGAUCUUAUGAUUUUUAUAUAUUUUCGACAACAAACAAACAACAUCAAUCUUUUUAGCCGGUCAUUCAUUCUUUGUCAUUCGAAAGAAAAAGAGAUUGAAAAACAAUAAACAACAACAAUGGCCGAUGUUAUUUUCGAAGAUAUUUUUGAUGUAAAAGAUAUUGAUCCAGAAGGAAAAAAAUUUGAUCGUGUUAGUCGAUUACAUUGUGAAUCAGAAUCAUUUAAAAUGGAUCUAAUAUUGGAUGUUAAUACACAAAUCUAUCCAAUGGAUUUUGGUGAUAAAUUUCGUUUACAAAUAACAUCAACAUUAAAUGAAGAAAGUUAUCAUGAUGAUAGUGAAUGGAAUCCACGUGAUGAUCAACCAAAUCGUGCCGAUUCAUUUGAUUAUGUUAUGUAUGGUAAAACAUAUCGUAUUGAAGGUGAUGAAGGGCCGAAUGAAGCAACCAGUAUGGCAGCAUAUGCAUCAUUUGGUGGUCUAUUAAUGCGUUUAAAAGGUGAUUCAAAUAAUCUACAUAGUUUUGAAGUGGAUAAAAAUAUUUAUUUAUUAAUGAAAAAAUUAAAAUUCUGAUUCGCAUGUAAAAAGAACAAUUUUGACACCAAUUCAUUCAA